Molecule: messenger RNA, 1083 nt
Organism: Macadamia integrifolia
Lineage: Eukaryota; Viridiplantae; Streptophyta; Magnoliopsida; Proteales; Proteaceae
Product: cytochrome P450 72A397-like
Exons: 3
Coding region: 1-1083 (360 amino acids)
Molecular function (GO): heme binding; monooxygenase activity; oxidoreductase activity, acting on paired donors, with incorporation or reduction of molecular oxygen
Source: RefSeq, a predicted model, not a curated record
AUGAAAGACAGUAGAAGAAUGCAGGAAACUAAUGAAGAAGUGAACAAUCUAUUGACAAAGAUCAUCAAUGGCAAAGUAAAAGUUUUGAAAACAGGAGAGAGCCACAAGGAUUUACUAUCCCUGUUAUUAGAAUCCUUCUACCAAGAUCAAGGAAAGAUAACCAUUGAUGAUAUCAUUGGACACUGUAAGGUAUUCUACUUUGCUGGGCAAGAGACUGUAGCAGUUUUGUUGACAUGGGCGAUGGUCGUAUUAAGUUUGCACCCAGAAUGGCAAGUCCGUGCAAGGGAAGAGGUCUGUCAAGUCUUUGGGAACGAAAAGCCACAUUGGGAUGGACUAAACCAACUCAAAAUCAUUCCCAUGAUUUUGUUGGAGGUGCUUAGACUAUAUCCACCAGCACCAACGCUCCUUCGGUUUACCAACAAAGACUUUAAACAUGGAGAUACAACUCUCCCAGCUGGAGUACAAAUUGUAAUACCUACAGUCCUUUUUCAUCAUUCUAGUGAAUUCUGGGGUAAAGAUGUAGAUGAGUUCAAACCAGAGAGAUUCUCAGAAGGAGUUGCUAAAGCUACAAACAAUCAAUUUUUAUUCUUCCCAUUUGGUGGGGGCCAUCAGAUAUGCAUUGGGCAACAAUUUGCCAUGGUUGAAACAAAGUUGGGUUUGGCAACUAUUCUACAAUGUUUCGCAUUUGAGAUUUCGCCAUCCUAUACUCAUACUCCUGCCAACAUUAUUACACUUCGUCCACAACAAGGUGUUCAUCUCAAAUUACGUAGAGUGUCGCAUCAGCUGCACUUUGAUGCUUUCUUUGGUCUGCUCACAAAAUACUGUGUGAGCAAGUAUGACAGUAUUGUGCAGUCAUUGCUUAUGCAAGCACCACCAAAUACAGCAGCUAUUGGAGCAGAGGCAGCCAGGGCUAUUAGUAAAGAGAUGCCAGUGGAGCUGUUAAGAGCGAGUCUUCCUCACACUGAUGACCACCAACGAAAGCUUUUGGUGGAUUUCGCUCAGCGCUCCAUGCCUGUCACUGGAUUUAAUGUCCAUGGUGGGGGCAGUGGUGGUCACAUAAAUUCUGAAUCGGUGCCAGGUUAA